AUGUGGAUCGUCAACUGGUUCUACGAUGUCCUGGCCUCGCUUGGUCUCCUCAAUAAGCACGCGAAGCUCCUGUUCCUCGGUCUGGACAAUGCUGGCAAGACCACCCUGCUGCACAUGUUGAAGAACGACCGUGUCGCCGUCCUGCAACCUACCGCACACCCCACCUCCGAGGAGUUGGCCAUCGGCAACAACCGCUUCACGACCUUCGAUCUCGGUGGUCACCAGCAGGCCCGCCGUCUCUGGAAGGAUUACUUCCCCGAAGUGAGCGGAAUCGUCUUCUUGGUUGAUGCCAAGGAUUACGAGCGCUUCCCCGAAUCCAAGGCUGAGCUCGACGCUCUCCUCGCCAUGGAGGAGCUUUCUAAGGUUCCCUUCCUCGUUCUCGGAAACAAGAUCGAUCACCCCGACGCUGUCAGCGAGGACGAGCUGCGCCACCAGCUCGGUCUCUACCAGACCACUGGUAAGGGCAAGGUCCCUCUCGAGGGUAUCCGUCCUAUCGAGGUGUUCAUGUGCAGUGUUGUUAUGAGACAGGAGUCCUACCUGUUCCCCGACACCGAUCUCCCUCUCUCACCCAUCAACGCAAAAUCCAUAUUCAUUCACUUGAGCAAGAGUCCAAAUGAAACGAAAAUGGCUUUGGUUUUGGCGUCGCCUUUGGCUCACUUCAACAUUGCUCUACACCUGAACACCCAGUCCCAUACCCCUCCCACAAACCCAAUCAUAUUUACUCCCGGACGUACCUGUACGUCUUGA
Molecule: messenger RNA, 747 nt
Organism: Penicillium griseofulvum
Lineage: Eukaryota; Fungi; Ascomycota; Eurotiomycetes; Eurotiales; Aspergillaceae
Gene: sar1
Product: Arf family GTPase SAR1
Exons: 5
Coding region: 1-747 (248 amino acids)
Biological process (GO): intracellular protein transport; endoplasmic reticulum to Golgi vesicle-mediated transport; vesicle organization
Cellular component (GO): COPII vesicle coat; endoplasmic reticulum exit site
Molecular function (GO): GTPase activity; GTP binding
Source: RefSeq, a predicted model, not a curated record